This is a messenger RNA of Poeciliopsis prolifica (blackstripe livebearer), 1591 nucleotides long. RefSeq names its product protocadherin gamma-A4-like. Lineage: Eukaryota; Metazoa; Chordata; Actinopteri; Cyprinodontiformes; Poeciliidae. The record is from RefSeq and is a predicted model, not a curated record. Bases 223 to 1563 code for a protein of 446 amino acids. Gene Ontology annotation, biological process: homophilic cell-cell adhesion. Gene Ontology annotation, cellular component: plasma membrane. Gene Ontology annotation, molecular function: calcium ion binding. The transcript has a single exon.
ACUCAUGGUGUCAGUAUGUACUAGUAAACGAAAUGUCAGAAUCUUCCUCCUCCCUGAACUGCCUGCGCAUACCCAGAAUUUGCUUUUUUGAGAACAGACAACAAAUAACGCAUGCUUUGCAACUGAAUUUUUCCUUUUUUAAUGCAGGACAGAUAGAGAUGAACUUUUCGUUCACAAUUUGAUUGUAAAGUGGCGUUCCUUAAGAAAACUGAAACAAAAAAAAUGAGUAUCUUUGGUGAUUUCGUGCGCCGAGGCCUUGCUUUUAUUGUUCUUUUCAUCCACCUUGUUUGUGGAGACGUGAGCUACUCCAUUCCAGAAGAGAUGAAGCGAGGAUCCGUGGUCGGAAAUAUUGCUAAGGAUUUAGGACUGGAUCUGCCCACGCUGUCUGUUCGAAAGGCUCGUAUUGAGACGGAGGAUAACGGCGUGAAGUACUGCAGCUUGAAUGUCCAGACAGGAAAUUUAAUGGUCGAAGAACGAAUGGACAGGGAAGGACUUUGUGAGAAGAGGGCAUCGUGCGUCGUAAAACAGGAGGUAGUGCUUGAAAAUCCUUUAGAACUGCACCGUAUUAACAUUCACAUUCAGGAUAUUAAUGAUAAUUCUCCCCAGUUCAAAGAGGAAUCAAUUAAAUUAGAAAUUCAAGAAUCUGCGACGAGAGGGGCGACGUUUCUCCUUGAUGAAGCGCAUGACGCAGACAUUGGCGACAAUGCUGUGCGGGGCUACUCACUACAAGAAAACGAUUACUUUAAGUUAAAUGUAAAGUCAAAAGGAAUUGGACGGAAAUAUGGCGAGUUAGUCUUGGACAAAGAGCUGGACAGGGAGGACAAAAACACGAUUACGUUUUUACUGACUGCUUUUGACGGCGGAUCUCCUCAGAAAUCAGGCACCGUUGCGAUACACGUCACUGUUCUGGAUGCUAAUGAUAACGCCCCAGUGUUCAGCCAGGUAGUUUAUAAAGCCAGUCUCCCUGAAAAUGAAUCAAUAGGUUCUGUUGUUCUAACAGUGUCCGCUACGGACGCAGAUGAAGGAGUGAAUGGCGAAAUCACUUACGGAUUUGAUCAUGUGUCCGAUGAAAAUCAAAUUUUUAUAUUAAAUCCACAAACCGGUGAAGUAAAAGUAGGUGGAAUUAUUGAUUAUGAAAGGAAAUCGUUGUACGAAAUGCAGAUAAGCGCUAAAGAUGGUUUAGGAUUGGCCUCAUAUGCAACCGUAAUUAUUGAAGUUACGGAUAUAAAUGAUAACGCCCCCUUUAUUCAUUUAAAGUCCUUGUCCAAUCCCAUACCUGAGAACGUGUCACCUGGUGCAGAGGUCGGCAUCUUUAAUGUACAGGACAGAGACUCUGAACAUAAUCGCCAAGUCCGCUGCACAAUCCAGGAAAAUGUCCCUUUUAAAUUGGUUCCCUCAAUUAAAAACUAUUAUUCUCUGGUGACAACAGGACAAUUGGACCGUGAAUUAGUAUCUGAUUACAACAUUACAAUAACUGCCACUGAUGAGGGCUCUCCACCUCUGUCCUCCUCUAAAACUAUUCAGUUGUCUGUAGCUGACAUCAAUGACAACCCCUGUGUUUGAGGAACAGUCCUACAGCUCAUAUGUUAGU